AUGGAGGAGGAGGAGGAGGUGGAGGAGCGAGAGGAGGAGGAGGAGGCGGCGGCGGCGAGCAGUUGAUCAUUGUGAUGGUGGCAGGAGCAGCGGCGGCAGCGGCAGCCCAGCCGAGCGUUAGGGGCUGCUCUCCGCGCGGCGUUUUGCAAAGGACUUCACCGAUCUACUUUUGCAGUCGCCUCGGACUGUCCAUGUGUUUACUUCCCCCAGCCCGAGGAUUUGAUAUCUAGGAUCCUGUGAAAUGCAACUGAGCAGCCAAAGUACUUUGAGAACACGGGGCGGCAUAAACACCAAAACUUUUUUGUGGAAGGAAAAUGCAAUAAGCAAGCUUGCCGUUUUCCGAUGCGGUGUGGAGUGAGUGUGUGUCGCGCGUGUCCGCACUGGAGGCAUAUGCUUGUGUGUGUACAUGGGGUGUGUUUUUCGGUACGUAGGGAGAAAAUGCUUGCCAACCACCGGAAAUCUCCUGGAAUUUAUUAGAAAAUAAUGGAUUAUAAAAAGAAGGCAGGCGAGGAGCGGAUCUCCCCUUGAGUUGCAACCCGAUUUGCUGCUGGCUCAGUUUGUUGUGAUUCUUUUUGUUGAUAGGUGUUUGAUGGCAUUCCGAUCCCCCUUUUUUUCUCCUUGAGCUUUACAGUUUUUACAAAAAGGGAAACAAAAAACCCACCCCAAAAUCUCUCCCCCCUUUUUUUCGCCCCGUCGGGAUUGCUGUUUCCAUCCAUGUGCUUGCGUCUCCCCCGCGUUCCACUUAAACUAUUUUAAUCCUUGGACCCAAGGAGGAGGCUGAUAGGGGGGUGGAUAAAAAAAGUUCUUCCAAAAUAGUGUGCCCGGGGAGCAGGAUGGGGGAUUUCGCAGCCCCCGCUGCUGCCGCGAAUGGCAGUAGUAUUUGCAUCAACAGUAGCCUGAACAGCAGCCUCGCCGGGGCCGGGAUCGGUGUGAAUAAUACUCCCAAUAGUACUCCAGCUGCUCCGAGUAGCAAUCACCCCGCUGCCGGCUGCGGCGGCGGCUCCGGGGGCCCCGGCGGCGGCUCGGCGGCCGUCCCCAAGCACAGCACGGUGGUGGAACGGCUCCGCCAGCGCAUCGAGGGCUGCCGGCGGCACCACGUCAACUGCGAAAACAGGUACCAGCAGGCUCAGGUGGAGCAGCUGGAGCUGGAGCGCCGGGACACCGUGAGCCUGUAUCAGCGCACCCUGGAGCAGAGGGCCAAGAAAUCGGGCGCCGGCACCGGCAAGCAGCAGCAUCAGAGCAAACCCCAGCAAGAUGCGGAGGCUGCCUCGGCGGAGCAGAGGAACCACACGCUGAUCAUGCUCCAGGAGACUGUGAAAAGGAAGUUGGAAGGAGCCCGCUCGCCACUCAACGGAGACCAGCAGAAUGGGGCUUGCGAUGGGAGUUUUUCUCCAACCAGCAAGCGACUACGAAAGGAGGUUCCCACGGGGAUGGAAGCCAUCAACAGUUUGCCCAACAACAUGCCGCUGCCUUCAGCUUCUCCUCUUCACCAACUGGACCUGAAGCCUUCUCUGCCCUUGCAGAACAGUGGAACUCACACUCCUGGGCUUCUGGAGGACCUAAGUAAGAAUGGCAGACUCCCGGAGAUUAAACUCCAGCCUGUUAACGGCUGCAGUGACCUGGAAGACAGCUUCGCCACCUUGCAGAGCAAGGGCCUCAAACAGGAGCCUCUGGACGACCCUACUUGCAUCGACACAUCAGAAACAUCUCUUUCAAACCAGAACAAGCUGUUCUCAGACAUUAACCUGAAUGAUCAGGAGUGGCAAGAACUAAUAGACGAACUGGCCAACACAGUCCCUGAAGACGACAUACAGGACCUGUUCAACGAAGACUUUGAAGAGAAGAAGGAGCCGGAGUUCUCGCAGCCAGCCACCGAGACCCCCCUCUCCCAGGAGAGCGUGAGCGUGAAGAGCGACCCCUCUCACUCUCCCUUCACGCACGUCUCCAUGGGCUCUCCCCAGACACGGCCUUCUUCCUCCGGCCCUCCCUUUUCCACCGUCUCCACGGCCACCAGUUUACCUUCCGUCGCCAGCACUCCCGUGGCUCCCAACCCCGCAGGCUCACCAGCAAACUGUGCGGUCCAGUCCCCGCCAACUCCAAACCCAGCCCACACCCCCGGCCAAGCUCCGCCUCGGCCUGGAAGCGGCUAUCUCCUCGGUGCGGCAGCGGUGCCAGUGGCUGGCUCGGGGUCGGGCCCCGGGGCCGUGCCCAGCGCUGACCUGUCUCCGGCGGAGCAGCUCAAGCAGAUGGCGGCGCAGCAGCAGCAGCGGGCCAAGCUCAUGCAGAAGCAGCAGCAGCAGCAGCAGCAGCAGCACUCCAACCCGCCUGCCAGCUGGUCCCCGCUGGGGCCUCCGUCCAGUCCCUACGGCGCGGCUUUCCCCGCAGAGAAACCAAAUAGCCCCAUGAUGUACUCCCAAGCCUUUAACAACCAAAACCCAGUAGUGCCUCCAAUGGCAAACAACCUGCAGAAGACGACAAUGAAUAACUACCUCCCGCAGAAUCACAUGAACAUGAUCAAUCAGCAGCCAAAUAACUUGGGGACAAGCUCCUUAAGCAAACAGCACAACCUUCUCACUUACGGCAACACCAAGCCUCUGACCCACUUCAGCGCGGACUUGAGUCAGAGGAUGACGCCACCCAUGGCCAACGCCGGCAAAAACCCGCUGCUGCCGUACAUGCAGCAGCAGCCCCCGCCGCAGCCGCCGCCGCAGCAGCCGCCGCCGCAGCUCCAGGCCCCCAGGGCGCACCUGAGUGAGGACCAGAAACGCAUGCUUCUCAUGAAGCAGAAAGGAGUGAUGAACCAGCCGCUGGCCUACGCCGCCCUGCCGUCCCACGGUCAGGAGCAGCACCCUGGUGGGCUUCCUCGGACCGCCGGCCCCAUGCAGUCCUCCGUGCCCCCAGGCUCAGGCGGCAUGGUCUCGGGCGCCGGUCCCGCAGGUCCCGGCUUCCUGGGCAGCCAGCCCCAGGGGGCCAUCAUGAAGCAGAUGCUUCUUGACCAGCGGGCCCAGCUGAUGGAGCAGCAGAAGCAGCAGUUCCUGCGGGAGCAAAGGCAGCAGCAGCAGCAACAGCAGCAGCAGCAACAGCAGCAGCAGCAGCAGCAGCUUCUGGCCGAGCAGCAGCUGCAGCAGUCGCACCUACCCCGGCCGCACCUCCAGCCCCAGCGGAGCCCGUACCCCGUGCAGCAGGUCAACCAGUUUCAAGGGUCCCCGCAGGAGAUGGCAGCCGUGCGAAGCCAGGCGGCCCUCCAGAGCAUGCGGUCGUCCCGGCUGAUGGCGCAGAACGCAGGCAUGAUGGGGAUGGGACCCUCUCAGAACCCAGGGACGAUGGCCGCAGCCGCCGCCCAGUCGGAGAUGGGACUGGCCCCUUACAACGCAACGCCGACCAGCCAACCGGGAAUGUACAGCAUGAGCCCGGGGAUGACCCAGAUGCUGCAGCACCCGAACCAAAGUGGCAUGAGCAUCACCCACAGCCCAGCCCAGGGGCCACGGCAGCCCGCCUCCGGGCAAGGGGUGGGGAUGGUGAGCGGGUUUGGGCAGAACAUGCUGGUGAACUCAGCCAUGACCCAGCAGCACCAGCAGAUGAAAGGGCCGGUGGGCCAGGCCUUGCCGAGGCCCCAGGGCCCGCCGCGGCUGCAGAGCAUCAUGGGAACGGUCCAGCAGGGAGCCCAGAGCUGGCAGCAGAGGAGCUUACAGGGGAUGUCCGGGAGGACUAGUGGAGAAUUAGGGUCAUUCAGCAACGGUGCCAGCUACUCACUUCAAGCCGGCCAGCCGAGGCUGACCAAGCAACACUUCCCACAGGGACUGAGCCAGGUCAUGGACGCUAAUGCUGGCGCAGUGAGGACCCUCAACCCGGCUGCCAUGGGUCGGCAAAUGAUGCCACCGCUCCCAGGGCAGCAAGGGGCCAGCCAGGCCAGGCCGAUGGUCAUGUCUGGCCUGAGCCAGGGCGUCCCUGGCAUGCCCACGUUCGGCCAGCCCCCGGCCCAGCAGCAGAUGCCCAGCGGCAGCUUUGCCCCGGGCGGCCCGAGCCAGGCCUACGAGCGGAACGCCCCUCAGGACAUGUCCUACAGCUACAGCGGUGAAGCCGCUGGGGCCUCCUUCCCCGGCCUCGCGGACGGCGCCGACCUCGUGGACUCCAUCAUCAAGGGCGGGCCAGGGGACGAGUGGAUGCAGGAGCUCGAUGAGCUGUUUGGAAACCCCUAAUCAAGCGGGGCCCCACGAGCCACGACGGCAGUGGUGAAAGCAUAAUACCAUGGGCAAACAAACAGGACGUGGACCCAUCCUCGUGUUUUGUUUUUUUGACCCACGUAAACUGAGCAAAACUGCGGCGGGCUGAGCGUGGAAGAUCCAGGUGCCAAUCCGCAGCCCUGUGGGGCCUCCUUUCACCUGAUUUUCACACCAAGGUCGAGGCAGGACGCCUGCAGACCCCUGCUGCAAGGGAGGGAGGGAGGCACCGCUGGGGGGGGGGAGGACAAACCUGAGCCCCGCUAGGCACGUCCUGGAGUCGAUCACGUGGCCCAGCAGGAGCUGCUCCAGCCCGACCCACCGACUGCUGCCUGGGGCAAGGCAUCCGUCAGCCCCUCCGGGCCCCGGUGUGGACACUGCAGUUCUGGCGACACACUAGACAGCGCCUUGGGCGGGGGAGCCCCACAGAGCCUGCUGGGUGGCUGUGCAGGCCAAGAGCACAGGUCAGAAACGUGCUGAGCUCCGGCUGGGAAGAGAUGUCAGGCUUCAAGACCUGUGACCGGACGUGGAGGGCAGGCGCGAAGAACGGCGGGAUGUCGCAGGGCGACUACCCAGGAUCCUCCAGGCCUGUCUCCUGCCCUGCGAGGACCCCCAGGAACGUCAGGUGUUCUGCUGGCUGCCUCACAAGGAGAGCCAAGGGAGCUGGGAGGAGGGUCUGUCCUGCAGUCCCGGGGUAGCCCUCUGCUGGUGACCAGGGUGGCCACGGCCCCACGUGGCUGGGGUGGAGCCUCCUGGGAGCCCAGGAGGACGACGGCGCAUCAAGGCAGUUCCCAUCCACUGCCGGCACCGUGGGGCGGGGAGACCCUGGCGGAGGCUGCGUGCCCACCCGCAUGGCCGCCUCUGCUCCACCCCUGCCUUCGUCCCUCCUUGGGUCCAUCCCAGCGCCCUCGCUUCCCAUCACAGCUGGAUUCCGAGAAGAAAUGAAGCUUUUGUCUCUAGGGAGCCCGGGCAGAGUCGAAAUAAAUGCGAGAAGAACUUGGACAAUGCCUGCAGUGCCAAGGCAACACUGGAGUGCUCCUUCUCUGCCGCGUGUGGCGCUGAAGGGACAGGCUCUGCCUGGGACCCAGCAGGCUGCUCCAGGUCUCAACGGCGGGCUUCCACACACCACGCCCGGCACUAACGGUGUGCCCAGGAGGGCCGGCCUGGGGGUCUCCCGCUCGGGCUCCCUUUGGGGAAAACCCGGGGGGAUGCUCUAAAAUCAGCCUUGCCUGUGCUCACCGGGAAGACAAAUCCAAACAAACCCCUGAGAGAUGAGGCGCUGGAAAAUCAGUUACUCCACCUGACACAUUUCGAUGACAAAAAGGAGGAAGACACAGUUGCUUCCACACGGGCAAAGCAAUCGGCUUCAGGAGUCCUGUACAGUCAGCCGUCCUCUGUGUGAUUCACUCAGCUCUGCCCCGACUGACGUCUCCCCGGGGCAUCCAUGAGCUCCGGUUCGAGAGGCCUGGCUCUCUCUUUCACAAGGACUUAGCUGUACCUCCUGCCUCCCCUCCCACUGUCCUGCUUCACAGGCCAUGUGGCAUCACUAUUGUCCUACGUGAGUGAGAGUGACGUGUGCUUUUCUCCUCCCACCCUCCCUCCCGUGUCUGAAAGGCUGGCUCCCUUCCGGGCCGUCACGUGCAACUCGCCACACCAGAGCCCGGCCUGGGGACCGUGGGGGGCCGGACGGACCGCCCUGGGGGAAGGUUCCGAGAAGGGGGGUUCCCAUGGAAGGCCGAGGGCAGAGGAUACAGGGGUGGCAGGCGGGCGAACACUGCCUUGACUUGCUCACCAGGUCCUCAGGGUACAGAUCGAGUGAGCAAGGAGCAGGAUGGAGCAAGGAGAGGCGGCCAGGCGGCCGAGAGCCCAGGUGGGGGCUGCGCUCUCUGGGAACAGGCGUUAGUAGGGUGACCUCGAGCACCCUGCAUGGGGAGGGAGCUGCCAGGGAAACUCCUGAGUGGAAACAGAUGAAAACCAAAAAGAAGAGUAAGCAAGCACGACAGAGUAGAUGAUUACCUUUUUCUGAAAGGUACAGGAAGUAAAUAGAUAAGCAACAAUGAGAAGCUAGAGGUCGCGGUUGGGAGAGUGGCUCUGUUACCUUUUAAAAGCUUCCUCCAAACACUCAGUCCUGGGACCAACUAAAUAGAGAGGUAGAUUUUAAUAACGUUGUUUUGUUUUUGUUUUUACUACGGUGCUGAUGUAUAUGUAAUGUCUAAAAAAGUUAUCUGUAAAUAAGUUUUUACAAUACGGCAGAUAUCACUGGGUCUACUAUCUGUAAAAAAUAUAUACAUAUAAAUAUAUAUAUACUGUUUGUUUAAAAUAGAGUAUUUUUAUUUCAUUCCUUAACUCAUCAUCACAGCAGUGGUAUUGCACUUCAGAUGACAUCUAACUACUAAUUUGUACUGUAUGACCUAUGGCAACUUGCUCCAUUUUAUUCAGAUUUUUCUAGUUUUCUCUUUUUACUUUGUACAUUGAGCAUUGCUUAUUUCCUUUUAAGAAAUGUACAGGACUCUUAAAUGUAGAAAUGAAGUGAUGUUGACAUACUACUUUUAAAGAAAAAAAAAACAAAUAAAAGAUUGUUAUCUGAAUCAA
Phyllostomus hastatus (greater spear-nosed bat) is the source of this 6812-nucleotide messenger RNA. RefSeq names its product mastermind like transcriptional coactivator 3 (gene MAML3). The record is from RefSeq and is a predicted model, not a curated record. Gene Ontology annotation, biological process: Notch signaling pathway; positive regulation of transcription of Notch receptor target. Gene Ontology annotation, cellular component: nucleoplasm; nuclear speck. NCBI's taxonomy places the organism in Eukaryota, Metazoa, Chordata, Mammalia, Chiroptera, Phyllostomidae. Bases 834 to 4199 code for a protein of 1121 amino acids. The transcript has 5 exons. Gene Ontology annotation, molecular function: transcription coactivator activity.